Molecule: messenger RNA, 525 nt
Organism: Nematocida ausubeli
Lineage: Eukaryota; Fungi; Microsporidia
Exons: 1
Coding region: 1-525 (174 amino acids)
Source: RefSeq, a predicted model, not a curated record
AUGUUCAUUGAGACAGUGCAGACAGAAAGGCUGCAAAUUUCUCCAAAUGAAAAGGACAUACAUGCUGCCAUUCUGGCCACGCUGCAGAAAAAGGUUCCUGGGAAAACAGUUGAUGGAAUUGGCAUCUGCCUGUUUCCUGUGUGCAUACAUUCCGUUAGCGAUGUAGAAAUACAUGAGGGAAUGCUAUACCCACUGGUUGUGUACAAGCUUGUUACGUAUAAGGCCCUUGUGGGGGAGGUUCUCACAUGCACCGUGGAGAAGCAGGAUGCAACAGGCCUUCUUCUAUCGCACCCUCUUCUUCCGUCUCUUUUUGUCCCCGCAUCGCAGAUACCGCCUUCGUCUGAGCUAACUGCUGUGUCUGGGCGCAUGGGAAGCACAGUGGAUAUAUGGGGGUGGAAGUACAACGAUUGUAUAUUAUAUGUCCGCAUGGGCGAGGCAUGCAAGGUGUCUAUUAUUAGCACAGAGGGGUCAAGAAUAUAUGCAUCAAUCAAUGGCCCCGGCCUGGGACCCACCUCUUGGUGGUAG